AUGAAGCUCUUAAACACACCAAAGACAUACAAUGUCUACUUUCUCGCCAUGAUUGCUACUAUGGGCGGGAUGCUCUUCGGAUUUGAUAUUUCGUCUAUGUCCGCCAUCAUAGGGACUAAGCAGUACAUUGAUUAUUUCGACAAUCCCCAUGGUGUGAUUCAAGGUACAAUCGGCUCUGCUCUUGCCGCUGGCUCUAUAUUUGGCAGCAUUAUCGCUGGUCCUAUAUCAGACAAGAUUGGCCGGAGAGACUCAGUCAUGUUUGCCUGUCUAUGGUGGCUCGUCGGCACCACUAUCCAAGUGGCUUGCAAUGGGCGCGGAAUGCUCAUUGCUGGACGCGUACUCAACGGCGUCACAGUUGGCAUUACCUCGUCCCAAGUUCCAGUCUAUCUCGCCGAGAUCGCAAGACACGACAAGCGCGGCGCCAUCAUCCUCAUCCAGCAACUCGCCAUCGAAUGGGGCAUCCUUAUCAUGUACUUCAUCGGCUAUGGAUGCUCCUUUAUCCCAGGCAACGCCUCAUUUAGAACUGCUUGGGGCAUCCAGUUCGUCCCAUGCGUGCUUCUCAUGUGUGGACUGCCAUUCCUUCCCAGAUCUCCUCGCUGGCUCGCCAAAGUCGAUCGCACGGACGAAGCGAUCCAUAUACUUGCGAAAAUUCAGGCUGGUGGGGACACACAAGAUCCCAUGGUCAUUGCCGAAUACGAGGAAAUCGUCGCCGUUCUUGCAGCCGAAAGGCUUGCUGGCAAAGGCUGGAAGAAAUUCUUUCGCAACGGCAUGUGGCGAAGGACCAUGGCUGGCUUCACCGUGCAAGCAUGGCAGCAAUUGAGCGGCGCCAACGUCAUGACCUAUUACAUCGUCUACGUGUUUCAAAUGGCCAAUCUUACGGGUAACGUGAACCUAAUCUCGUCGGGUGUCCAAUACGCACUCUUCAUCAUUUUCACCACAAUCAUGUUCUUUAUGGUUGAUAAGAUUGGCCGACGGCCAUUACUCGUGUAUGGCGCGCUCGGUAUGGGCAUUUGCCAUUUCGUUGUCGGCGGAACCCUUGGUGCCCACUACGAAUACGUCCCUGGUAUGUCAUUUCAUCUUAUAUCUUCCUAUGCAGGGGGAGUGGACGGCAACCUGAACGUCUUAAUGAGAGUGACGGGAAGUGCAUCGUACACCGUCAUUGCUUUCUGCUACAUUCUCAUCAUCAUCUACGCCCUCACCCUCGCGCCCAUCUGCUGGAUCUACGCCGCCGAAGUCUGGUCUCUGGAAACCCGCGCAACAGGCAUGGGUAUCUCAGCUGUGGGCAACUGGCUCUUCAACUUUGCGCUCGGCCUCUUCAUCCCGCCGGCAUUUCGAAACAUUCUGUGGAAGUCGUUCAUCGUCUUUGGCGUGCUUUGCCUCGGCGCGGCUGCUCAGUUCUACUUGACGUAUCCUGAGACAUGCGGAAAGACAAUCGAGGAGAUCGAGCUGCUGUUCUCCAAGGAUGGACCACAUGCAUGGAAGACUAGCAAGGGCAACUCGCGUCUGGAUGCGGAGAUUGCGGAGGUCAGACGGGCCCAAGAGAAGGGAGCAAGAAAUGUCAGCAUCACUUCAGUGAUUGAACGAGAGAGGCUGGCUAUGAUUGGUGCCAAGGGGAACAAGGAGCAACCGAUAAAGGAGCAAACGGUUGAGGAGAAGGAAACCGUCUAGGAGGCAGAAUCUGAAGGCAUCUUAGCUCUUAAUAGGGCAAGACUUGUUAUGCGAAUUACUAGCUUUGGU
Mytilinidion resinicola is the source of this 1737-nucleotide messenger RNA. Its product is annotated as general substrate transporter. Gene Ontology annotation, molecular function: carbohydrate:proton symporter activity. Gene Ontology annotation, biological process: carbohydrate transport; transmembrane transport. The transcript is spliced from 6 exons. Gene Ontology annotation, cellular component: membrane. The record is from RefSeq and is a predicted model, not a curated record. Bases 1 to 1668 code for a protein of 555 amino acids. NCBI's taxonomy places the organism in Eukaryota, Fungi, Ascomycota, Dothideomycetes, Mytilinidiales, Mytilinidiaceae.